AUUGAGCGAGAGUUUUCCUCUCUCUCCUAUCCUCUAUCGGAACGAGCAGGGCACGCUCCUCUCCCUCUCCCUCUCCCUCCCAACUCUCUCAAGCUCAACGACGACGAAACCGGCAGCAAAAGAAAAAUCUAGGGUUAGGGUUUAGAUCAAAGAACAUGAAGAAAUUCUCGCUUCAAUAAAGUGAGGAGCGGAAAUGAUGCAAUCUUGCGGUCUCCUCUCGUGCGGGAGAUCCCCAUCUCUCGCAAUCUCGGCCUCUCCGACGAAACUCGAUAGAAGAUUCGCGAAGAAUCCAUUCGCCUUGCAGUGUAGAUACACAUCACAGUUGAAAUCAUUGCAUAGAAUCAUCAAAGUUCAAGCAUCAAAUUUGGAUCUUGGAGCCGGGAGUUACGAGGAUUCUGGAGCAAAUGAUCGGCAUAAAGAUCUCGUUAACAGCUCUGCCAAUGAGACUUCAGCUCAAUCAACAAAGCCUCUUUCAGGACCUCGUUACCUGCUAUCUAUUGCUGGUGUUCUUCUUGGAUGUGCAUUAUUGUUUACACUUAUCGUUUCCUUCAAGGGAGGACCAUCUGCACUUGUAGCUGCACUGGCAAAAUCAGGGUUUACUGCUGCAUUCACAUUGAUAUUUGUUUCAGAAAUUGGAGACAAGACAUUUUUCAUUGCUGCUCUAUUGGCUAUGCAGUAUGACAAAUUACUGGUUUUAUUGGGAUCAAUGGGUGCUCUUUCUCUUAUGACAGCCUUAUCUGUGAUAAUUGGACGGAUAUUUCAUUCUGUUCCCUCGCAGUUUCAAACAACAUUACCUAUCGGAGAAUAUGCAGCUGUGGCACUUCUUACAUUCUUCGGUUUGAAUUCCAUAAAAACUGCAUGGGAGCUUCCAUCUGAUGCAGGCAAGAAGGAUAAAGAGAGCGCAGAACUUGGAGAAUUUGUUGAAGCCGAGGAGCUGGUGAAAGAAAAGGUGGAUAAGAAGCUCACAAAUCCUUUCGAGAUCAUCUGGAAGUCUUUCAGCGUUGUUUUCUUUGCGGAAUGGGGUGAUCGUUCAAUGCUGGCUACUAUUGCCUUGGGUGCUGCUCAGUCUCCAUGGGGUGUGGCUGGUGGAGCUAUCACAGGGCACCUGUGUGCAACUGUAAUUGCAAUUCUCGGAGGAGCAUUGCUGGCCAACUACAUUUCUGAAAAAGUGGUUGGUUAUCUCGGCGGAGGAUUGUUCUUAUUAUUUGCUGUGGCUACACUAUUUGGAGUUUUCUGAUACCUUUUAAUACCAAUAUGAGAGAGAAAGGGGAUAAAAAGCAACAGAUAACAUCCAAAGGAAUUUGUGCGCUGUUUUGUGACUGAAACAGCACGGAGAGUGCUAAGAGCUUACCCCCCAAAAGCCCAGAGCUGGUCCUUGAAAAAUAUCAGGUUUGGUUGUCCGUCGACAAAUAAUCCCCUGUAAUCCUUGUGUGUAAUUUUUUUAACAUUCAGAUUAUACAUUGUAGAAUUUCAAAGUUCUAUUAUUAUUCGUACACGCACAUGCACAUAUAUCCAUUACCAAAGAGAUUUGAACAGAUAA
Messenger RNA from Asparagus officinalis (garden asparagus), 1540 nucleotides. Its product is annotated as GDT1-like protein 2, chloroplastic. Gene Ontology annotation, molecular function: calcium ion transmembrane transporter activity; manganese ion transmembrane transporter activity. The record is from RefSeq and is a predicted model, not a curated record. Lineage: Eukaryota; Viridiplantae; Streptophyta; Magnoliopsida; Asparagales; Asparagaceae. The coding region runs from base 194 to 1237 and encodes 347 amino acids. Gene Ontology annotation, cellular component: Golgi apparatus; chloroplast. The transcript is spliced from 10 exons. Gene Ontology annotation, biological process: manganese ion transmembrane transport; Golgi calcium ion homeostasis; Golgi calcium ion transport.